Messenger RNA from Hevea brasiliensis (rubber tree), 949 nucleotides. RefSeq names its product vacuolar iron transporter 1. Gene Ontology annotation, cellular component: vacuolar membrane. Gene Ontology annotation, biological process: intracellular manganese ion homeostasis. Lineage: Eukaryota; Viridiplantae; Streptophyta; Magnoliopsida; Malpighiales; Euphorbiaceae. Gene Ontology annotation, molecular function: iron ion transmembrane transporter activity; manganese ion transmembrane transporter activity. The record is from RefSeq and is a predicted model, not a curated record. The coding region runs from base 70 to 807 and encodes 245 amino acids. The transcript has 4 exons.
AGAGAAACUAGAAACAGGGGAUUUGCAGUUUUCACAUACAUCAAGUUCCUAAUCAAUUACCAAAUUUUAAUGGCAGAAAAUGGCUAUACGGAUCUAGAGAAGCAGAAAUUGCUUCUACAACAACAUGAAGAGAAACACUUCACGUCUAGUGAGAUUAUCCGUGACAUCAUUAUUGGACUCUCUGAUGGUCUGACCGUCCCUUUUGCCCUCGCCGCUGGCUUGUCCGGAGCCAAUGUCACAUCAAGCAUCAUUCUUAUCGCUGGCAUUGCUGAAGUUGCUGCCGGUGCCAUUUCCAUGGGGCUUGGAGGGUACCUUGCAGCCAAAAGUGAAGCUGACCACUACAUGAGGGAACUAAAACGAGAAGAAGAAGAGAUCAUCAGUGUCCCGGAUGCAGAGGCUGCUGAAUGUGGAGAAAUAUUAGCUGAGUAUGGAGUUGAGCCACAUGAAUAUGAGGCUGUGGUCAAUGCUCUGAGGAGGAACCCUCAACAUUGGCUUAAGUUCAUGAUGAAGUUUGAACUAGGACUGGAGAAACCAGACCCAAUGAGAGCAUUACAGAGUGCAUUAACAAUUGCCAUAUCUUACAUAAUUGGUGGAUUGAUACCUCUUUCACCAUACAUGAUCUUUCCAGUUGCUAAAGAUGCAGUAAUUGCAUCAAUUCUAAUAACUAUUCUGGCAUUACUAAUAUUUGGGUUCAUUAAGGGUCACUUUACUGGUGAGCAACCCUUGAAGAGUGCUAUACAAACUGCCUUCGUAGGAGCCAUAGCUUCUGCUGCUGCUUAUUCCAUAGCUAAGGUUUUCCGAGUUUGAUUUGUGCAAUUUUUCCUUUCUUUACUCUUUAAUCUAUAUGGACUUUAGCUUUGUACUCCCAAUAUUAUUCUUUACUAUUUAGGUACUGUUAAUUAUCUGAUUCCCAACUUAAUUAUUGUAUUUAUAGAAAUUAUCAUCUCUA